Messenger RNA from Thamnophis sirtalis, 1229 nucleotides. The record is from RefSeq and is a predicted model, not a curated record. Lineage: Eukaryota; Metazoa; Chordata; Lepidosauria; Squamata; Natricidae.
UCAUGAGCCUUGAGCCAACUUUCAAAAGAAAACUAGUUAUUUAUUAGGAGCACCAUUUGGCAAGACCUUAUCCUUUUCCUAGAGUGGGGUGAAUCCCACAUUUUUGAAUCCCACCACUGCCUGAUACCUUUCAGAGAGUUAGAUCAGGGGUCCCCAAACCCUGGUCCAUGGACCCACGGUAUGCCAGAAACCUGGCUGCGCAAAGAAAAAAAAGCCCAUCUGCGGGAUGCAGGCAGCACACAAAAUCACACCCCCUCCGGUCUGCAGAAAAACCUCUCUCUGCGGAACUGGUCCCUGAUACACAAAAGGUUGGGGGCCACUGAGUUAGAUUACUGUUUUCAUCACUUCCAGCCACAUGAAUAUUUUAGCCAAAAAACUGCAGAGAUUACUGAAUUGGGGAGGUCUGCUCCAAAAUAGAAAGAGAAAAUUGGAAAUUAAGUGAGACAGUAAUGCUCUUUGUUUCUUUAUUUCCACAGUAAUGCUCUUUGUUUAUUUCCCAUGUGCAGCUGCCGUUUUGAAUCUUCUUUUACCUUCCACUUUCCUUCAACCUGGGAUCAAUCAGCCCUUCCUGAAACAGGCUAUAAGCUGGUAGAGGUCUCUAAUUCUUCAGAAGAGUAUCAUGAAAUCAAGAUGAUUUUUGAGAAGACAAUGGAAGAUUGCAUUAUACAUAGACUUCAAAGAGUUCAGAAUCGUUCUCUCUGGCAAGUCUUUCAGUGGCAAAAAGAGCAGAUGAAGAAGUUGAAUAGAAGAAAGGAAAUUGAUGAACGACUCUUGUUUCAUGGCACUAGCACAUCACACCUGCAUGACAUCUGUGGACAAAACUUUGACUGGAGAAUUUGUGGCACACAUGGAACACUAUAUGGAAAAGGAAGCUAUUUUGCCAGAGAUGCCUGCUAUUCCCACACAUACUGCAAGUCGGAGAAACAAACAAAGACCAUGUUUGUAGCUAGAGUUCUGGUUGGAGACUAUGUCCAAGGAGAAGCUUCUUAUGUCCGCCCACCUCCUAGACCUAACCAAUCAAGCAGCUUCUAUGACAGCUGCGUGGACGAUGUUCUGAAUCCUUCUAUUUUUGUCAUCUUUGAGAAGCAUCAGGUAUACCCAGCCUACAUUGUUGAGUAUGAGGGGUUACCCCAAUGUGUGAUCAUGUAAAGGCAUCAAUUCUUUGUUUUUGUUUUCAUGACCGUUCCUUUCUUUUUAUAUGUAUAUAUAAAUUUAAAAUUUAUACGCAG